UCAACAUCCGCCGAAGGUAAAUCGAGACAGUUUUGUUUGCCUUAACAGUAACAUCACAAUCCACUGGCAAAAAAAAAAAUCCAAGGUCUUAUACGGACCAAGUCGAUCUCGUACCCAGCAACAAGACUCGUCAGAACUCAAAAUGGCUCUUCCACCCAAAUUCAGCGGCCACAGGCUUCCCCUCGGCGAUGCAGCAGCAAGCUCGGCCCCGCACGCCGGAGUACACACCAUUGAGGUCUACCUCGACUACGUGUGCCCCUUCUCGGCCAAAAUGUUCAAAACUGUCGCCAACGACCUUGCCCCAAAGCUUAAGUCAGACCCAGCGCUCGCGUCCAAGAUCCAGAUAAUCUUCCGCCAGCAAAUCCAGCCGUGGCACCCGUCCAGCACGCUGGUUCACGAGGCGGCCGUGGCCGUGCUGCGGCUCGCGCCCUCGCGGUUCUGGGACUUUAGCGGGGCGUUGUUCGCGGCGCAAAAGGACUACUUUGACGUCAACGUCGUCAACGAGUCGCGCAACCAGACCUACCGGCGCCUGGCCCGGCUCGCGGCCGACUCGGCGGGCGUCAAAGAGGACCAAGUCUACGGCCUGCUCGAGAUCAGCGACAAGCCGGGCGAGGACGGGUCGCUCAACAGCGGCAACGGCGUCACGGCCGACCUCAAGGUCGUCGUCAAGAUGGCGAGGCUGGUUGGCGUGCACGUCAGCCCCACGGUCAUCCUGGACGGUGUCGUUGCUAAUGAGGCAGUAGAUGUUCUCCUGCUGGCCACGAGAUCCUCAUGCCGUGCAGGGCCAGCCUCGCGACCUCCAACAACAGCACGGUUCUACUCAUCAAGCUUGAUAUAUCAAACACCACGCCUGACAUGCCGCACAAGUAUACUUCGGUCAAUACGCCCAACCGCCGUAAAGUCAUCACCAGUAGUAGCACUACCCCGGAGCUUCAGCAAAUCCAUUCCACGGCUUCAAGAUGCACCAAAGCAGGCUGCCCGCUUCCUCUAUCCAGAGAGCCUAGUCAUCUACCACGGCGGUGCGGCUCGGACCACCUUCCUGGGCAUGCUUAAGUUCGCCAUGCUCAUAGGCGCCGUCUUUGUAGUAGUCAUCAUCGCCCCGGCACUGUACCGAAGCGGCGAGCCCUUGUGGAAGCCAGCAGCAGUCAUCACAUGCGCCAUGAUUCCCCUGGCAUUCACCCUAUUCUCCACCAACCCGCAGGUGGCAUUUGUGCGGCUGCGGCUGCCGCGCUUCGCCCGCGCCUCCCCUGAGCUGCUUAGGCGCUACGCCGAGGCCCCUCCCGCCAACGCCGUCGUCGAGGUAGGCGUGCUCAACUUCCACGGCAAGCCUAGGGUCGUCGCCUUACCGCUGGCCCGCCUGUCCCCCACCAACGAACGCUUCGGUCUCGUCAACUGGACCGUCGUGGAAGACGCUGCUGCCGCCCCUGCCAACAAGAGGCUCGCGUCCGCCGAGGGCAACGUCACCAUAUGGGAACGCCUGCUGCGGAGGCCUAUCAAAAAGUUGAACAUCCGCGAGACCUCAAACGACGCCAAGGAGGCCUGGGUUUGGGACGCCGUCGUUGCCGCUGCAGAGCGCCGGAGUCGCUAA
Pyricularia grisea is the source of this 1588-nucleotide messenger RNA. RefSeq lists its product as uncharacterized. The record is from RefSeq and is a predicted model, not a curated record. The transcript has 5 exons. The coding region runs from base 143 to 1588 and encodes 481 amino acids. NCBI's taxonomy places the organism in Eukaryota, Fungi, Ascomycota, Sordariomycetes, Magnaporthales, Pyriculariaceae.